AUGUCCCGACACAAGCGCAAGCGUUCCCUCAAGCUCGGGCAGACGCGCAACCCAGCCAUCGGAUACACGCGGCAUACAACGCGCAUCCGCGGAGAACUGCGCGAGAAGAUCAAGAGGGAACUGGUCCGCCUCAGUGAAGACCCGGGGAUCGAGAUGCGCUGGACGCUAGAGCGGUUUGCGACGCACAUCUUUGUCAAGCACCGGCUGCGCCUCGUCGGCUGGCCGCACGGUACCAAGUUUGGCAACCUCAGCAACAUCGCGACAAGCUUGAACGCGCUCACCAGCCUCCACCAGCUGUGGGACCGCGGGGACCUGCGUUUCGAGCGGGUGAGUGUCGAGGAGGCGCAGGCGGCGAGGGAAAACUGCAGCCUCGCGGCGCCGACGCCGUUCGUCCUCCCACGGGGAUCGCGGGCGGACCGAGGCGAGCGGCGGGAUCCGGGCGUAGUCGAGUUUGGGAUGUGGCACCGGCGGAUGUCGUGUAUGAUGACAAAGUCGCAGCGGGAGAUUACAUCGGAGGACGAGGCGGAGGCGGAGCGGCCGUUCGGGAGGGAGGCGUCGAGCGACCCUAUAGAGGAGUUCAGCUCGGACGAAGAGGUUUAG
Molecule: messenger RNA, 600 nt
Organism: Epithele typhae
Lineage: Eukaryota; Fungi; Basidiomycota; Agaricomycetes; Polyporales; Epitheliaceae
Exons: 2
Coding region: 1-600 (199 amino acids)
Source: RefSeq, a predicted model, not a curated record